This is a messenger RNA of Schistocerca serialis cubense, 1713 nucleotides long. Its product is annotated as speckle-type POZ protein-like. Gene Ontology annotation, molecular function: ubiquitin protein ligase binding. NCBI's taxonomy places the organism in Eukaryota, Metazoa, Arthropoda, Insecta, Orthoptera, Acrididae. Bases 563 to 1615 code for a protein of 350 amino acids. Gene Ontology annotation, cellular component: nucleus; cytoplasm. The record is from RefSeq and is a predicted model, not a curated record. Gene Ontology annotation, biological process: regulation of proteolysis; proteasome-mediated ubiquitin-dependent protein catabolic process. The transcript has 2 exons.
GUUCGUAUGGCGUUUGUCAGUAUGACAAUGAUCUAUAUGAGAUCUCGUGGAAAUCGGGUUUUCUGCCGGAUAUCAGCGUCUUGCAAACGCGAUAUUUCGACGUCAUCACUUGACGUCUUCAUCAGGUGUUCCCUGAGACUGGCUGCUUGCUGGACCGGGUCGCACAUUUAUGUCUGCCCGGUGCCUGGUGUUCUGUUUGCCGUUCCCUAGUCGGUCCGCGCCCGCGAGUCGCGCUAUCUUGCCGCUCUAGGUGUGCCCUAUUCCGUCCGCGCCCACUCCGGCCGCCUCCAACUGCGGUGGUGGCCUCCUGGUGUUCCCUUCUCGGUCCGCGCCCGCGAGUGGCGCUCCCCUGCCGCUUACGGAGCUUGUUCUCCUAAUAAAAUGAGCUGAAAAAAAACUCUUGAAAACGGUAUUAUUAAAGAAUUGCAGUUAUUCACCAAUGGCAUCAGUCUGAGAGAAAGUGUCGCUGGAGACAGGUGUGUCUGUUUCCGGUAGAAGUAUCGACAGUCACCUGUAAGCUGAAAGGGCUGCUCGAUGAUGUCGUGUUUCAGAAUCGUCAGCAAUGGAAGCAGAUAAGGACGUCACGGAGACGGUGGCCGUGGACCUGGGUGCCCUCCUAGACGCCGGGGACGACGCCAUGGUGACGCUCGUGGCAGGCGAGACGCGGCUGGUGGCGCACAGGGCCGUCCUGGUGGACAGGAGCCCCGUGUUCGCCGCCAUGUUCGCCCACGACACCCUCGAGGCGAGCACUGGCGUGGUGAGCAUCGCCGACGUGGGGGGCCCCGUGCUGAGGCAGCUGGUCUCCUACCUGUACACCCUGCGGGCCCCCCAGCUGCCCGCGAUGGCCGCCCAGCUGCUGGCCGCAGCGGACAAGUACGGCGUGUCGGGGCUGAAGGCGGAGUGUGAGCGGCAGGUGGCCGCUCAAUUGACUGUGGAGACCGCGGCGGCUGCAGCCGCCCUCGCAGUCCGCCACUCCUGCAGCGACCUCAGGCGGGCCGCCGUCGAAUUUAUGAAGACACGAACCCGUGAGGUGAUGGCCACUCAGGGAUGGGCGGAUGCCAUGUGGAAGCAGCCACAAGACUUGAUCGAAGUGAGCCCGCUGCUGUACGAUCCACCACCAAAAAUCAGGAGGCUCUCUACAAAGGAGAGAUGCAGCAGGCUGAUCCAGGUGGCCGAGCAGGGGGCAGUGGGGGAGCUGAGGGCGCUGCUCGCCGAUGGGGCCGACGUGGAGGCGAGGGGCGGGGUGUGGGGGUGGACUGCCCUGCACUGUGCAGCACACAGGGGAGACGUCGAGGUGGCGUGGCUGCUGGUGGAGGCGGGGGCGGCGGUGGACGCCAGAGACAGCUGGUGGCAGAGGACGCCUCUGCAUGUGGCUGCAAUGUGGGGCGGCACUGCUGUGGCGAGGCUGCUUCUGAGGGCGACUGCUGAUCCCAACGCCAGGGAUGGCAGAGGGUGGACGCCACUACACUGGGCGGCAGCCAAUGGCCACGCAGAAGUUGCGGCUGUACUACUCGAGGCGGGGGCUGACAGGGGGGCCACAGCUGGUGAUGGUCGGACAGCACUGGACCUCGCCAGUGAUGAAAACGAGAGGAGGCUGAUGGAGUUGCUGUCAUGAGGCAGCCACUCCAACGGACUCUCUGUAAAAAACAGAACUGAAACAACUUCUCCAGUAAUAAUUAGCAUUCUUCUUCAAUAAACAAUUCAAAAAUUCAA